AUGUCACCAGUCACGCGCGUUACCCUGUUCAAAAUCCCCAAAGAGGAAGACCAGAAACAUCUUCUGGACCUCUAUAAGCAAAUGCCUCAAAAAGCACUCAAAGACGGAGCACCAUAUAUCGCCUCUGUCCAAGCUGGCAAAGCCAAGCCCGAUCAGCGCGCACAAGGCUUCACAGUCGUCGCCAUCUCGACUUUCAAUUCCCAGGAGGACUUCAACUUCUAUGACACAGAAUGCAAGGCUCAUCUAGAAUUGAGAACGUUUGCCAAGAGUGUGAAUGAGGGUGUAGCUAUGAUUUACUUUGAGAACGAAGUGUAG
Fusarium sp. VM40 is the source of this 315-nucleotide messenger RNA. The record is from the annotation of a GenBank genome assembly. NCBI's taxonomy places the organism in Eukaryota, Fungi, Ascomycota, Sordariomycetes, Hypocreales, Nectriaceae.